AUGCCGCCCAAAAAGGUGGCUGAGAAGCCUAAAGCCAAGUCCUCGCCGACGCGCAAGUUCGCCAAGACGACCAGCUUCGGUGAGGGAAAGAAGAUGGGCAGUUUGAACUCGUUCCAAGGCAAAUUGAACUUUGGUGCUCUUCCCAUCAGCUCUUCAUCCUCCGGAUCCGCCUCGACUUCGGCCUCGACGUCGAACAGCUCAGGCUCCACCUCGGCCCCUUCCCGCCUGUCAUCACAGCCCUCACAAUCGGCCGGUAAAGGCAAGGACCGCGCUUCCGUCGAUCCCCCCACGCAGAGAGAGGUGCGAGAAGGAAGCGAGAAGGAUAGCAGGCUCAUGCCUCCUCCUCCGGCCGGACUGCAGACCAAGUCGAGGCUUGCGGCUGUUUCCAAACCUGCGCCUGGGAAGGCGAAUGCCAGCGGUAAAGGCAAUGGAACGAUCAACGGCAAUGGCAAUGUUAUUGGGAGGGCCAAAGCGAAGGGAAAGGAGAAGGUGGCGGUCAUUGAAGUGGGAAGUAGUAGUGACGAGUCGGACGAGGAGUCGGGAGGGCGUGGGAGUUCUCGGAGAGCAUAUCGCCGGCAAGAUGGGAUGUGGGCAGAUAGCUAUCCGCCCUUGACGGAGACGGACCUCGCACCGGGGAAAGCACGCAUCGCAAAGGUCAAGAAUUGGCUACAUGAGGCCUUGUAUGGGUGUACGGCGGAUGCGCCCGCCCAGGCUAGGCAGAACCGGGCGGCGGUAGAUAAAGUGCGAAAGUACAGGCGGAUACUACUCCUCACUGGACCUGCGGGGGCCGGGAAGACGACGACUGUGCGGGUGUUGGCGAAGGAUAUGGGAGUGGAUCUGAUGGAGUGGGGCGAAGGGCCCGAGGAGUGGAAUAUGGGCGGGAGCGGUAUGGACCGCGAAUCCUCCAUAUCCAAAUUCUCAACCUUCAUCUCCCGCAACACCUACGCCCCCUUAUCGUUAUCGACCUCGGACGUCCCAUUCUCGGCCCUCGCUCCCGCCUCUUCCUCCUCAGCCUCUUCCACUCCCGCUCGACCCCGGAUACUCUUCCUGACGUCCCUCCCGAAUAUCUCACACGUACCAACCAAAGAAACCUUCCAUGCCGCCCUCCGCUCAUUUUGCAAAUCCUACGAAAGCUCCAGCUGCCCGAUGGUGAUCGUGCAUUCGGAGGUGGGGACGAAUGGGUCGGCCGAGGAGAGUUGGAGGGAGAGGGAGAGGGGAGGGAGGGAGGGGAGUAUGCAGUUACUGGGGAGGGAAGUGAAGGAUGGGCCGUGGUGUUCUGAGAUUGAAUUUCUCCCCGUCGCCCCGACGUUCCAAAUCAAAGCGCUCAAACGGGUCCUCGAAAACGCCUCCGCCGCCUCCCCCUUCCCCUUACCUACCGUCGCCUCCGUACAGCUCCUCGCACUCAACUCGAACGGUGAUCUUCGAUCGGCGGUCAAUUCGCUGCAGAUGCUAUGUAUGCGCAUCAAGGCGGAGAGUAAGAAGCGUGAUAACGGUGCUGACGUGGACGGUGGGGCUGGAGGUGGGGGAAAGAAAAGGAAGACGGCGUCGGGAGGGGCGGUGGCGACGAGCACGGGAAUGGGGACGGGGAGGGGGUCGAGAGGUGGGAGAGGGGCGAAGUUGGAUGUUCCGAAAGAUCUCCGAGCUGUGCUCGACGCUCUUACGAGGAAAGAACAAUCCUUGCAUCUCUUCCAUGCACUCGGGAAGGUGCUUUAUAAUAAGCGCCUCGACGACCCUUCGACGGAUAAUGACGAUCGCGCACUCAUCGAUGAGAUUCGUCAAAUACCGCCCGACGACCCAUUACCUUCUCACUUGAAAGAAUAUGAGCGUCGGAAAUCGCUCGUGCAGAUGGAGGCUUUCGCCGGCUCGAUACCUAUCGACUCGUCCUCUUUUACAUUAUGGCUACAUCAAUCCCUCCCUUCUUUCUGCGUCGAUGUGGAUGAGGCAUCAAGAGCAGCAGACGAGAUGUGCUCUGCGGAUAUCAUGCGCACAGAUGACGAUAUCUGGCAAUCCUCCCAACAAGCCAUCUCUUACGCCCUCCAAAUAUCCAUCCGGGGCGCCCAGCUGUCACUCCCCUCCCCCGUACCCCGCGCGCACCAAAAGAUCCUCAAACCCCAGUUCUUUGACUCAUUCAAGGCCGAAAAGAAGAAUCUGGAGUUGAUGGAUGUUGCGGCGGGAUAUUUGGCCAAGAAGGCGGCGGGGGCGAGUGUCGCGUUGGCGGAGUAUGAGAUGGGUGAGCCCGCACCAAAGCAAGAGCAAGGGGCUGGGGGGUCGGCAUCGGCCUGGGCGUGGGGCGGGUUUGUGUCGAGGAGGGUAUUGGCGAUUGAGAUUGUGCCGAUGUUGGUCAAAAUGCAGGGACUGACGGAGCGCCCUCUUUUGCCUGCUUCAGUUGCGCCACUGAGAAUGCCAGCUUUUGGGCGGAUGACGGGCCGAACGGAAGGUGAAGAGCUCACGGCGAGUCAGAAUGACGUGGAUGAGAUGGCAGCGGGGAGGAGGAAGGGGAUGAGGCGGGGGUGUUGA
Molecule: messenger RNA, 2517 nt
Organism: Dioszegia hungarica
Lineage: Eukaryota; Fungi; Basidiomycota; Tremellomycetes; Tremellales; Bulleribasidiaceae
Product: Rad17 cell cycle checkpoint protein-domain-containing protein
Exons: 11
Coding region: 1-2517 (838 amino acids)
Biological process (GO): DNA damage checkpoint signaling; DNA repair; mitotic DNA replication checkpoint signaling
Molecular function (GO): chromatin binding
Source: RefSeq, a predicted model, not a curated record